CUCCCCCAGCCCAAACAGCGCGGCCCAGCAGCAGGCCGUGGUCUCCUCAGCGAGGCGGGGCUGUGUGGCGUCUCGCCUCCCUGGGGGCAGGCGCUCGGAGCCCGGGGCCGGCUGUGGCGGCCAUGUGGCGGAGCGGGCGGGCGGCGGUGGCCGUGGUGGGGCUGCCCUGCUGUAGGGCGCUGCGCAGCUCGGCCCCUGCCUGCGGCUCCAGGAAUCUGCUGAAGAAAAUGCUGCACAAGAAGAAAAAGAAGUUUUGGUAUGACAGCCCAGCCCUGGGGUCUAAAAUGAUGUAUGAGCCAACCAAGUUGACCUCUGUAGUGAAAGGUGACCAUACAAAAACUAGGAAAGAAGAUACCAUACGCUGUAGAGUCUUGAAUAACCUUAUUCAUAAAGCUGUGUCAGAGAUGAUGAGUACCGGUGAAGUUAAUCAAGAACUUUAUGACCUCAAGCUGGAAAUCUGCAAGGUGUCCCUGGCAUCAAACUUUUCAGCAUGUCGUGUGUAUUGGAAUCCUGCUGCUAUUACAGAGAAUGAAAGUUAUGUUGAAAGUUUACUGCAGAAGAGUGCUCCACGUAUACGGUAUCUCCUGAUGAGUCAGCAAAUUUUAGGAAAUGUACCCCCGAUAGUAUUUGUAAAAGACAAAGAAGCUGCGGCUGUAAAAAAGGUUGAGGAAUUAUUAUCAAUUGCUGAUUUUGGACCUGAAGAAGAAAAAGUACUAUCUCAAAAUGAUUCCAGUGAAUCAUUCUCUUCAGCAACUCAAUCUUCUGAUUCACCCAUGCGAUCUAAUCUUUUUGGUAUUGAUCAUGAAUUGCUGAAUAAGCAGAUAAUGGACUACAAAAGACUGAAAGUGUCAAGAGAUACAGAAGGCAUUUGCCGGACACAAAAACAGGAGCAGCAGCUGUCAAAGAUUCAAAAGAAAAUGAAAAAGAAAAAAAUGAGGAAUCCUCCUGAUGAUGACAUCACACCACAGAAAUACUUAAUGGACAGAUCCGAAGCUGAUUAUUUGGAUGAUAACAAUGAUUCAAUUUCAGACUAUGAGAUAGAAGAUGAAUUACAGGAAGGGGUAAAUGAAUUGGAGGCAGGUGAUGGCGAAACUCAAAGUCAGCCUCCUGUUAAACUGAAAUGAAGUGGAAAAAGACACUGUUUAAAAUGGAUGUUGACAAUGGUAAACAUAAUUAAUUAAUUAACUAAAACACUGAAGGAUUACUUUUGUAUAGCCUGUUUACCACUUUCUCUUUCAAAAAAGAAGUUUGCCACACAUGGAGGUUUGCUAGCACAAGAUGGUGUGUAAGAAAAGUUAAAAUGGUGUUUGUGACGUUCUGUUAAGCAGCUUUAAAGCAGAGACAGUUGUAGUGAUUCCAGCUAGACAGCAGUUUUUAAUUACAAAACAUACAUAGUGCAACACUGUAUGCUAAAACUUCUUGCAACUGUGUUAUUUCCAAUAAAAUUAUUGCUUCCGUGAAGAAA
Anas platyrhynchos (mallard) is the source of this 1465-nucleotide messenger RNA. RefSeq names its product ribosome binding factor A (gene RBFA). NCBI's taxonomy places the organism in Eukaryota, Metazoa, Chordata, Aves, Anseriformes, Anatidae. Gene Ontology annotation, biological process: rRNA processing. The record is from RefSeq and is a predicted model, not a curated record.